AUUACUUUGUUCUGAUGUGAUUAAAUUAAUUUCAUCAACAUCAUUUAAAAUGGAAACAAAAAACUGGGAAAAAAAUUCGAUAUCCAGUAUUUUUGGAAGCAAACAAGUUUUUUUUCUGUAUUCAGUUUGGUUUGGUUCAUUUGAUUUUUUGAAAAAAUUCAUUGUAGAGAAAAAACAAAUAUGGGUGAAGAAAUCUGUAAUGAACAUUCUAGACGUAUUGCCGAUCUAAAAUUACGUGACAUAUUGUUUAAAGAACAACAGAAACGGCUGAAAACAUUCAUUACCACCACUCAAUCUUUGAAUUCGAAUGUAGAUGCUGAAAUUCGUGAUGAACAUGAGCUGAAAAAUCGUCUUUAUUUUCAGAUACGAUCACGAGAAGAAUAUACUAUCAUUGGUCAUACGAAUACGGUUUAUAGCCGUUUGAAUAAUGCUCAACAUAAUCAACAAUCAAAACAACAACAGCAACAGCAGCAACAUCGAUCAAAAUCGGCGUGGAUAAAAAUCUAUUGUCGUAUUGUUUAUCCCGAACGAAUGUCCGAAUCAUUUCGACAACAUUGGCUACAAGAAAGUCUGUUGAUAAUGCGUUUUAUUCGCCAACAACAACAUGCACAAAUGAAUGAUCAACGUUUACAUCGUUUAUUGAGCAUUGUACACAAUGUUGUUGAUGAUCAAUAUUAUUUAUUUAUGGAACGAUUUUCAUUAUCCACAAGUUUAACGCAUAUUAUCUGGAAUAAUAAUAAUAUUGAUGAUUGUCAUGAAUCAACAACGAUAACGACAACAAAUUCCAUAUCAUUAACGGUUUCUGUAAUCAAACAAUGGUUAUUACAAUUAUGUCAAACAAUUGAAUCAUUAAAUAUAUGCGGUAUUGCACAUCGUUUCAUACGACCUGAAAACAUACUUGUAAAUGGUAGUGGUAAUCAUCAACGAAUAUUGGUCACUGGAUUCGAUAUGGCUUGUUUUUUUCAUUCAUAUGAAACAGAUCAACCGAUUAUGCAAUCAAAACGAUUAUUGCCACAUGAUAUGAUUGAAGAUUAUUUUCUGGAUCAUUUACCACCAGAAUGUUGGUUUGAUGAUUAUGACGCAAGCAUGGUGGAUGUAUGGAGUAUUGGUACAAUAAUCUGUUUACUUAUAACACGUAAUAAUCCAUUUAGUCCAAAUUUUAAUAAUGAUAAUAGUAGUGGUGGCUAUAAUGAUGAUUAUAAUCAUCUAAAUAUAUGGCGUUCAUCAUGGGAACGUCGUACAAUGUCCGAAGAAUGGCGUACAUUAUUGGAUGAUAUUUUUCAACCAUCCGAUUAUCGUAUGACAUUAUUUGAUCUUAAAUCCGAUAUACGUCUAUUACCAAAUGCUGAUCUGACAAUGUUGAAACAAAAAAAACCAUAUUAUAGAAUCGAUUUGAAACGGAAUAUGAAUGUAAAUGAAAAUGAAAUUAAAAAACCGGGUACAGUGUUGACAAAAAUACAGCUUUCAUAUCCAGAAUUUGCAUCGGCUACACGAUUGAUAUUUGCACAAAGAUCACAUCAACAAAUUGAAAAUGAACAACAAUUAUUUGAACAGAAACAUUUUCGUAUCGAACGUGAUCAAUCAUUUAAGGAUGAAUAUAACGCUUUAUUUAUCAAUGAUUAUUAUCUACAAUCACGUUAUCAUCAUGAAGAUAAUAAUAAUAAUGAUGAUAAUGGCCACAAUGAUUCAGUGGAUAAUUUAUUAUUCGAUACAUGGAACAUUGGUUUAGUGAAAAUUUUACCAAUGAAUCAUAUACCGAAUAGACAUAAAAAUAUUCUACUCAAUGAAAGUGGUAAAAUAAUGAAAUAUCUAAGUGAACAAAUUAUGAAACGACGAAAAAAAUUGCAAUCAUCAGAUAAUUGCAAUAAUCAAACACAAUCAACAGCUGAAAAUGGAGAAGAAAAACAACAAGAACAAUCAUCAUCAAUAUCGAUCAUAUCGAAACAUAUACAUCGAUUAAUCGAAAUAUUUCGUACAACAACUGAUCAAACAAAUUAUUUAUUAUUAUUUUAUGAAUCAUUAUCACCCACAGACGUUGGUGGUGGUGGUGGUGGUAGUCGUUCAUUAGCAUAUAUAUUUUCAUCCACAGACGGUGAUCGAUCAUUAUGGCCAACAAUGGUGCAGAUUAAACAAUUAUUAAUACAAUUAUUAGAAGUUAUUGAUUAUCUAUCACGUCAUGCCAUUUCACAUCGUUAUAUUCGUCCGGAAUUCAUUUAUGUUGAUAAUAGUAAUCAGAAUAUAAAAUUGGGACAUUUUGAAAUGUCAUGUUUCAUUUGGAAUCCAUUGGAUAGACGGCCAACAUUACGACAUCGUGGUCUACAGGAUGAACGUGAAUAUCUAUGGAAUCAUUUGCCACCAGAAUGUUUUAAUAUAAAAUAUGAUAGCUAUAUGGUGGAUAUUUGGAGUUUUGGCACCAUUUUACUUUAUUGUCUUGUACAAAAAAAUCCAUUCUUUGUUCCACAUAAUGAUCAACAGGCUGAAAUAGCGUGGUCAACAUUCAAACAACAACCAAACACAUCAACAUCAAUAAAUUCGGCUAUUUUAACAAUAUUGAAUAUGAUAUUUCAACCAAGUGAAACACGUAUAAAAAUUGUUGAUUUAAAACGUCGUUUUAUGAAUCUAAUUAUAACCACAGAUGAUGAUAGAAAGAAAAAACAAUCACCAUCAAUAACAUCAUUAUCGACAACACCGGUAACAUCGAUAAAUUCGAAUAUUUCAAAAGUGAGUCGUAUUAGUCGUUGGAAACAAAGUCAUCAUCAUAUGAUUAAUGCUGCUGGUAAAUCAACAUCAACAUCAGCAAUAACAUGUAUAACAAGCGUAGAAGUAAUGGAUAGUAAUGUAAUUGUACCUAGUUCAAGUGUACAUAUACCAUCAUCAUCGAUAAUAUCAUCGACGGCUGCUGCUGCUGCUGGAGCAGGAGGAGGAGGUGGAGGUGGUGGACAAUCGAAUAAAUCGAAAAUAAUUAUUGAAAAAAUUAUUAUUCCAACACUAACUCAUCAUCAUCAACAACAACAACAACAAACACCGGCACUGAAAAGUACGAUAACUACACAAAACAAACAUCAUCAGCAACAAAAAUCGCAACAAUCAAACAAGAUUCAAAUUUUAUUAAAUUCCAAAAAACAACAACGUCAACCUAUUUAUCGUAUAAAAAAAUCGAAAGAAAAAAUGAAUCGAUGAUUGCCGAUUAUUGUCGACAGAUGGCGUGUGCGUGAUCUUAUUUGGAUUAUGAUGAUGAUGUUUUUUUUUUUUUGGUUUGAAAAUAAACAAGAGUUAUAUUUGAAA
This is a messenger RNA of Dermatophagoides farinae (American house dust mite), 3285 nucleotides long. RefSeq lists its product as uncharacterized. Gene Ontology annotation, molecular function: protein serine/threonine kinase activity; ATP binding. Gene Ontology annotation, cellular component: nucleus; cytoplasm. NCBI's taxonomy places the organism in Eukaryota, Metazoa, Arthropoda, Arachnida, Sarcoptiformes, Pyroglyphidae. The record is from RefSeq and is a predicted model, not a curated record. Gene Ontology annotation, biological process: mitotic DNA damage checkpoint signaling; protein phosphorylation.